Molecule: messenger RNA, 3169 nt
Organism: Aethalodelphis obliquidens (Pacific white-sided dolphin)
Lineage: Eukaryota; Metazoa; Chordata; Mammalia; Artiodactyla; Delphinidae
Gene: TAF4
Product: TATA-box binding protein associated factor 4
Exons: 16
Coding region: 1-2409 (802 amino acids)
Biological process (GO): transcription initiation at RNA polymerase II promoter; DNA-templated transcription
Cellular component (GO): transcription factor TFIID complex
Molecular function (GO): protein heterodimerization activity; RNA polymerase II general transcription initiation factor activity; DNA binding
Source: RefSeq, a predicted model, not a curated record
AUGGCGAGGCGCCGGGCGGCGGGCGGGGGCGGGCGCGCCGCCGCGCCUGCCGCCGCGCCCGCCCCCGCGCCCGCCCCCGCGCCCGCCCCGGCCCCAGCGCCCGUUUCUGCCCCGGCGCCCGCCGCCAACAGUCAGCCAGGGCCCGCCGCCGCGCCCGCGCAGGUGGCCAAGGCCGACUCGCCCAAGACUGCGCUGCAGCCGGCGCCCCCGCCGCCGCAGACCCUGGCGGCCAGCUGCCCGGCCGGCGCGGGGGCCGGCAUGAUCCUCGGGCCAACUAUGCAAGGGGCUCUGCCCGCCGCCGCCGCCGCCGGCCUCCCACCGCCGGCCCCCGGUACCCCCACCGGGCUGCCCAAGGGCUCGACCAGCGCGGUGACCCAGAGCCUGCCCAGGACGCCCUCGGCCACCACCGGCGGGAUCCGGGCCACGCUGACGCCCACGGUCCUCGCCCCACGCCUGCCGCAGCCGCCGCAGAACCCGACCAACAUCCAGAACUUCCAGCUGCCCCCAGGUAUGGUCCUCGUGCGGAGCGAGAACGGGCAGCUGUUAAUGAUUCCUCAGCAGGCCCUGGCCCAGAUGCAGGCCCAGGCCCACGCCCAGGCCCAGCCUCAGACCGCCAUGGCGCCCCGCCCGGCCACGCCCACAAGUGCCCCUCCCGUGCAGAUCUCCACCGUGCAGGCACCUGGGACCCCCAUUAUUGCACGGCAGGUGACCCCAACGACCAUAAUCAAGCAAGUGUCUCAGGCCCAGACGACGGUACAGCCCAGCACCGCGCUGCAGCGCUCUCCCGGGGUUCAGCCUCAGCUUGUUCUGGGUGGCGCUGCCCAGACACCCUCACUUGGGACGGCGACAGCUGUUCAGACGGGGACACCUCAGCGAACGGUCCCGGGGGCCACCACCACCUCCACAGCCGCCACGGAAACUAUGGAGAAUGUGAAGAAAUGUAAAAAUUUUUUAUCUACGCUAAUAAAACUGGCUUCAUCUGGUAAACAGUCUACAGAGACAGCCGCUAACGUGAAAGAACUGGUACAGAAUCUGCUGGACGGAAAAAUCGAAGCAGAAGAUUUCACUAGUAGGUUAUACCGAGAACUUAAUUCUUCACCUCAACCUUACCUUGUGCCUUUCCUGAAGAGGAGCUUGCCCGCCUUGAGACAGCUGACCCCCGACUCCGCGGCCUUCAUCCAGCAGAGUCAGCAGCAGCCGCCACCGGCCUCGCAGGCCACCACCGCGCUCACGGCUGUGGUGCUCAGCGGCUCGGUGCAGCGCACGGCCGGGAAGACGGCGGCCACCGUGACCAGCGCCCUCCAGCCCCCUGUCAUCAGCCUCACGCAGCCCACGCCGGUGGGCGUCGGCAAGCAGGGGCAGCCCACGCCGCUGGUGAUCCAGCCGCCUCCCAAGCCUGGAGCGCUGAUCCGGCCGCCGCAGGUGACGCUGACACAGACGCCCAUGGUGGCGCUCCGGCAGCCCCACAACCGCAUCGUGCUCACCACGCCCCAGCAGAUCCAGCUGAACCAGCUGCAGCCAGUCCCUGUGGUGAAACCUGCCGUGUUACCUGGAACCAAAGCUCUUUCUACUGUCUCAGCACAAGCAGCUGCUGCACAGAAAAACAAGCUCAAGGAGCCCGGGGGAGGCUCGUUUAGGGACGACGAUGACAUCAAUGACGUAGCGUCGAUGGCCGGCGUGAACCUGUCGGAAGAAAGUGCGAGAAUAUUGGCUACGAACUCUGAGUUAGUGGGCACCCUGACGCGGUCCUGCAAAGACGAGACCUUCCUCCUCCCGGCGCCUCUGCAAAGAAGAAUAUUGGAAAUAGGUAAGAAACACGGCAUAACAGAGUUACACCCAGACGUGGUGAGUUACGUGUCACACGCCACGCAACAGAGGCUGCAGAACCUUGUAGAAAAGAUAUCAGAAACGGCUCAGCAAAAGAACUUCUCUUAUAAGGAUGAUGACAGAUACGAGCAGGCAAGUGAUGUCCGGGCUCAGCUCAAAUUUUUUGAACAGCUUGAUCAAAUUGAGAAACAGAGAAAGGACGAACAGGAGAGAGAGAUCUUGAUGCGGGCAGCAAAGUCUCGGUCCAGACAAGAAGAUCCAGAGCAGUUAAGGUUGAAACAGAAGGCAAAGGAGAUGCAGCAACAAGAACUGGCACAGAUGAGGCAGCGAGAUGCCAACCUCACAGCACUGGCUGCCAUCGGGCCCAGGAAAAAGAGGAAAGUGGACUCUCCGGCACCGGGAUCGGGAGUAGAGGGCUCGGGCCCAGGCUCAGCGGUCCCAGGCAGUUCCGGCGUCGGAACCCCCAGACAGUUCACGCGACAAAGGAUCACGCGGGUCAACCUCAGGGACCUCAUAUUUUGUUUAGAAAAUGAACGUGAGACAAGCCAUUCACUGUUGCUCUACAAAGCAUUCCUUAAGUAGCACGGACGCGGCCUCUUAGCCGGCGACGCCUGGGGACUUUUUCUAUAUUUGCAGAUGACGCCUUUUUGUAACAAGCAAAUGGGAUAUUGUUUAAAAGCAGCCACCUCUUUACAAUGGAACAGUUUUAUAUUCCUGUUUCUAAGUCAACUCUUCAGUAUGAAGGAAAACACGUUUCUGUAACAGAGAACAAGAGGCCCACGGGUACUCUUAAAGGACAAUUAAAUCUUAACUCAUCUUUGAUCGAGUGGCCUUCUUGCCAAACAAGCCAUAUAUAAAAACUGAUGGAAUCGUUUAGCAAAUAAGUAGCUGCCCUCUGUCACCUCCUAGCGGUUUCUGCAUCGUUCGUGCAUUCGGUUUAGUUCAGCCCAACUUACUGCGGAGGUGUGUCUACAGCCGAUGACCUCAUUUCAUUUAUUUUAUUUUUGUAUUAGUCAGUUGGCAAAGCAAACUGAUUUUUUUAGACUAUUUAUCUCCCUCCCGUCCCCGGCCCUCCAUUCAGGACCCUCAGGGAGCAGGCAGCUCACUGCCCGCCUGCGCCUGGGGCUCCUCCCUUUCUGCUUCGUGGGGCCCGGCGACGCGGCUCCUUCUGAAUGUGUGGGGUCAGCAUCUGUACAAAUGCAUUUUAUGUGCUAUCGUUUGUAAAGCUGUAACGUUAAAAGAGAUGAGAACCUCUGCAGCAUAAAUCUAUUUUACUUGCACUGUUUUUUAGCUAAAAGUGAAAAAACUUAGACGAAAUGAAACCAGAGUUGAGAAGAAUCAU